GUCAGCUGAAUGUUAAAGCAAAUUUGCUUGAUAAAUCUUUGAGCCGAAAAAAAGUAAAUAAUAAAGUAUCAACUACACCAAAGAUUGCUGGAAAAUAUAUCGUUUUUAUACAAAUUAAAAAGAGAAGGUGACCACCGCAGGAAUCAACCCAUUUAGUCAACUUGAAUGUUGGAACAAAUAUUGAGCAAAGUUGUAGAAAUGCUGAAGUUCUUCAAAAACAUAUUAUUGAGUCUUUAUAUACAAUACGAAUUGGUUACUUGCAUUUAUAUGUUUGAACCAUGGGAAAAGAAGCUAAUAAACAGUUUUGUAAUACUCACGCUUGGUUUAGUGAUUUUCUCCAGCUUCGUGUAUUUGCCAUCAUAUUUUGAAACAUUCCUACAAUUUGUGUCUCCGUUACCACAAAAAGAAGGCUCAGCAUCGUAUACACCCAUAUUGCAAACACAAAAAAUGAGUAUGAGUUAGGAGAGAAUGGGACAUGACCGAAAUAAAAACGCACAAURUGUAUUUGUUAAGUGUAAAUUCGCUAAUUAGGCCAAAAUGUUAUUAACAGCAUUGAUAAUUUACAAUUUACAUUUUAAUUCGAUGAACUAUGCUGUUUAGUUUGAUACUUAUAGUAGACAUAACAUUAAGGUGAAAAUCGACAGACUAUGUGGAACUCAAUGAAUUUCAAAAAUGUUAACGUGUGUAAAGUGAUACUUAAUAAUGUGGUGUUUUAGAUGAAAUAUUUGUAAUAAAUGCGCAUUUAGUGUUAAAAUGAUUUCCGAAAAUUUAA
Messenger RNA from Bactrocera latifrons, 772 nucleotides. RefSeq names its product serine palmitoyltransferase small subunit A. The transcript has 2 exons. The record is from RefSeq and is a predicted model, not a curated record. The coding region runs from base 166 to 462 and encodes 98 amino acids. Lineage: Eukaryota; Metazoa; Arthropoda; Insecta; Diptera; Tephritidae.